Messenger RNA from Ramularia collo-cygni, 1611 nucleotides. RefSeq lists its product as uncharacterized. The record is from RefSeq and is a predicted model, not a curated record. Lineage: Eukaryota; Fungi; Ascomycota; Dothideomycetes; Mycosphaerellales; Mycosphaerellaceae. Bases 1 to 1611 code for a protein of 536 amino acids. The transcript has a single exon.
AUGAAAGCCGCCGUCAGUGUCCUCGGCGUACAGACUCCCACCUCCCGCUUCGGCAAGGAGACGGAUGGCCAUCAAUACCCCCAAAUCGCCACCUGGAGAUGUAACCUCACCGGCCUCUCCCAACGAACCAAUCUCUUCUUCAUAGCCCACACGGAAGCAAUCUACGUCUACAAACCCAUUUUCCCCUCCCAAGCACUCCCUCCAACUCCCAUUCUAACCAUCGAAACACCACCCUCCCGUCCCGGCUUAGAAGGAACCCUCGAUCCCGGAAGUCCUCGAGCAAUCAACUAUCUUGUCCUACAAGAUUUAGGUUUGGAGGAAAUCCUCGCCGUGGCCCGCGAUGACGGGGACGUGGAAGUCUAUCUCGUCGCACAUGUCGUCCGUGCGGUGGAGAGACGAACUGCUGGGGAGGAGUUUCCCGCGGAGCUGAGGCCGUUUUUCCAGCGUAACGUGGGACUCUCGGCUUGGGGACUGGCUGUUCAUUCCCAGGCGAGAGUUCUCGCUGCAAGUUCCAAUACGCAUAACGUGACGAUUUUCAAAUUCGGUCUCGUGGAUGAAGAUGGCGAUGACGAUGAGACCAGACGGCAAGAUGCCACGCACGGCAUUGUCAAUGGUACGACGAAUAUCCCAUCCAUCGCAUUCUGCAAUACUGGAGAUGACCCGGAUUGUCGCUGGUUAAUGACGACAGAUAUCGUCGGAGAGACCCGGGCAAUUGAUCUCCAUAGCAUGCAAGUCGUUCAGAAAUUCUCGUUUCUAGAUGAUAUGCAACAGCUCCGCCACGAUCCCAACAAUGCAGGCUGGGGACUCAUCUUCCUUGACAAACGCUCCUUCAUCCCGGCCAAAGAUAUGCAAUCUGCUCUGGGACCCAUGCAUGGGAAAGUCAACUAUAACGACAAGAAAUUGUGGAAUACCGGUCCCAGCACAACUCAUGAUUGGGAGUUUUCCGAAGAGACCGCUGGUGAUUCAACUGAAGAAGGUCCGUAUGAGAUGGAUACCGACUCGGCCGAAGAAGAAGACGAAGAAGAUGUGAUACUAUCCUACAAACCAUCAACCAGAUUCCUCUUCCGCAAUUAUCCCUCGCGACAAAAUCCCUCCUUACCCUUCACAGGCGGGGCGCUCGAUUGUCCCAUUCUGCACACCUCCGUACAAAACGCCUACCUCCUUCAACCCAGCAACUCCGACCCGGUAAUCUCCUGCUCGGAACUCCUACACCAAAUACUCCCCAGCAACCUCUACUGGCUCCAUAGAUUCGCCCGCUUAAAUCUCCACGCAUACAUUCCUUCCAUUGGAGUCGUAGUCGUAGCUUCACAAAUGGGACGAGCAGCUAUCCUCUCCCUCACGAAACUUUCAGGCGAGGAAGUAUAUACGAUGCGUGUCGAUGCUAUUGUACCGUUCAAGGAGCAGGAGGAACGAGGGGAGAGACCUUGUAUGCCGCUUGCGGGAAUCGCGGUCGGGUGUAUUCAGGGGACGGAGAAGUUGGAAUUGGGGCGGAGGAGGUGGAGGUUGAUGAUGACGUAUUGUGAUCACACGGUGUUGAGUUUUGAGAUUCGUAGAAGGGGUAGGACGGGUGGAGAGGAAGGGGAGGUUGGAGUGCAGGACAUUGUGGUGUGA